Messenger RNA from Drosophila teissieri, 3015 nucleotides. Its product is annotated as transmembrane protease serine 9-like. The coding region runs from base 81 to 2888 and encodes 935 amino acids. The transcript has 9 exons. Gene Ontology annotation, molecular function: serine-type endopeptidase activity. Gene Ontology annotation, biological process: proteolysis. NCBI's taxonomy places the organism in Eukaryota, Metazoa, Arthropoda, Insecta, Diptera, Drosophilidae. The record is from RefSeq and is a predicted model, not a curated record.
UUCAAGAAAUUCGGUCGAUAGUGGCAACCAGCCAACCAUCUGUGUUAUUUCCAAUUUCAAUACUGCCAAGUGCCCAAGAGAUGGCUAAAUUCUGGGCCAUAACGCUCAUAUGGGCCAUAUCGCUACUCCUAGGAGUUCUGGCCUCCGGCGAAAGCCUGGGAAGUGAAGCGGCUGGAAAGAUAGAGCCCAAGAUCGUGGGCGGAUAUGAUACGACCAUAGAACAGGUGCCGUACCAGGUGUCCAUACGCCUCACCGCCAACGACAGGAAGAGCUAUGGAUCCGGUCACCUGUGCGGCGGAGUGGUCAUCUCCCAGCGUUUGGUGGCCACCGCCGCCCACUGCUGUUACAUCGCCGAAAAGAAGAAGUACCGCACUGCUGGCGAAUUCGUCCUGGUCAUGGGCAGCACCUACCUGACGAGCUCCACCAAUCGCACUUUGAUGUACUACCUGCAGCAGCUGAUCACGCACGAGUAUUAUAAUCCGGAUGCGCUGACCAACGACAUUGCUCUGAUGUUCAUCAACGGCUACAUACCCUGGAAUUGGCCAACGGUGAAGGCCCUGGCACUGAACAGCCAACUCGUGGCCACCAACACCGACUGCCUGAUCUCCGGAUGGGGUCUGCUCCAGCAGAGCGGAACGUAUAGUAGCAAUACGCUGCAGGCCGCCACGGUGCCCAUAGUGUCCUAUACCACCUGUCGCAUCUCGUACGCUACGAUUCCGGUUUCGCAGGUGUGCGCCGGCUAUUGGAGUGGCGGAGUGGACGCGUGCCAGGGCGACUCCGGCGGACCCAUGAGCUGCAACGGAAUGUUGACCGGCAUCGUUUCGUACGGCGCUGGAUGCGCAGCACCUGGCUAUCCGGGUGUCUACACCAAUGUGUCGUACUAUCACGACUGGAUUGUUCAGAAGAACAACUCCCUCAACUAUACGAUCUAUCAUAACGGAGGAGUGCCACAGGGAUCAGGUUGGUCGUAUCUCUGGAUUCUUCCGCUCAUUGUGGCCUUCUUCCUGGAACGCAUUGGCCUACCGACGGCGCACACAGCCUCGCCCUUUGUGAUCCUGCCGAAGAUCGUGGGCGGCUACACGGUGACCAUUGAGCAGGUGCCCUUCCAGGUGUCCGUGCGCCGGCGCUCGAUCCACGAGCGGCACUACGGCAUGGGUCACGUGUGCGGCGGAGCGGUCAUCUCCCAGCGGGUCGUCUGUUCGGCGGCACAUUGCUACGCCAUAAAUACCACGGUGCCACUGGUCUAUCGUGAUCCCGAGCUAUAUGUGGUUGUGGCCGGCAGCAGCGCCAUCGAUCGGACGGACCGCUUCACCCAGGAGUACCUGGUGCAGCGCAUCAUUGGCCACAAGGGCUACAACGGCAGCACGCUGGAGAACGACAUCGCCCUGCUCUUUCUCAACGGAUUCAUUCCCUGGGAGUCGCAUGGGGUGCGGGCCAUACCACUGGCCACACAAGCACCCGAAGAGGGCACCACCUGCCUCAUCCACGGCUGGGGCAAGGUCACCAUGAAGGACAAAUCGGCUGCGCUGCAGCAAGCACCAGUGCCGAUCCUCAACCGGGAGCUCUGCCAGGUGAUCUACAAGCUGCCCGCCUCCCAGAUGUGCGCCGGAUUCCUGCAGGGCGGCAUCGAUGCCUGCCAGGGCGACUCCGGCGGGCCGCUGAUCUGCGAUGGCCGCCUGGCCGGGAUUAUAUCAUGGGGCGUGGGCUGUGCGGAUCCCGGCUAUCCGGGUGUCUACACCAAUGUGUCGCACUUCCUCCAUUGGAUACGGGGGGCCAACGCUUCGCUGGACUACUCCGAGUACCGGCAAAUGCCGCUGCUGAAUCUGGCCAGCCGUCGAUGUCGAUCUGUAUCUUUGGGUUCCUUCGAGGGUAUUGGUGCGGCGACACGUACACGCUUGGAUACGAAGGCCAUCCGUUCGAGAUUCAGCGAGGAUCCCGGCAGGAUUAUCAAUGGAACGGAGGCCUCGCUGGGCGCCACCAGGCACCAGGUGGGCAUUCGCAAGGCCCUCAACGAUGGCUACUUCUUUGGAACGGGACACCUCUGCGGAGGAUCUCUCAUCCGGCCGGGCUGGGUGCUCACCGCCGCCCAUUGCUUCGUGGAUCAGGUUAUUUACGACGGCACCUUCGUGCCCAAGGAGGAGUUCAUCGUGGUGAUGGGCAACCUGGAUCGCUACAAUCGCACCAACACGCUGACCUUCACGAUCGAUGAGCGCAUCAUGCAGCUGGAUAUCUUCGACCUGUCCACCUACGACAAGGACAUCGCCCUGCUGAAGCUGAAUGCAACGGUGCCCACUGGUCAUCCGACCAUUCGUCCGAUUGCCCUCACUCGGUUUGCCAUCGCGGAGGGCGUCGUCUGCCAGGUGACGGGAUGGGGCAAUCGGGAGGAUGGCUAUGUCUCCGACAUCCUGAUGACCGUCGAUGUGCCGAUGAUCAGCGAGGAGCAGUGCAUCAAUGACAGCGACCUGGGCCACCUGAUUAAGCCGGGCAUGAUAUGCGCCGGCUAUCUGGAGGUGGGCGAGAAGGAUGCCUGCUCGGGCGAUUCCGGCGGACCAUUGGUCUGCCAAAGUGAGUUGGCCGGCGUGGUUUCCUGGGGCAUCAAGUGCGCCCUGCCCAAGUUGCCGGGUGUGUACACAGAGGUGUCCUACUACUACGACUGGAUACUCACGAAUAUGGGCGAGGAUGCGAACGGCGAAGGCAGUGGUGAAGGAAGUGGUGACAAUGGAAGUGGCGAAGGAAGUGGUGACAACGGAAGUGGUGAGGGAAGCGGUGAAGGAAGUGGUGAAGAUGGAAGUGGUGGUGGUGAUGGUGCCAUGGCCGCCAUGGCCGGAACUCUGACCCUUCUUCUGCCCGGAAUCCUCGCUCUGCGGCUAAUGGCUACGCAAUUUUAGAAACAUUUGAAUAAAACUAUUUAACCUAAGUAUUAAAUAUGCGUUUUAAAAUAAAAUUUUUAAAUUAUAAUAUAUAUAAUAUAUAUUAUUAUAAUAUAUAGUAAUUCAAUUUGUAUUUCAAUGAAAA